UGCAUGGACUGCACGUGCCCAUGUGUCGGUAAUCGUUUGCGCAGUUCACGUGUCUGGAUCUACCGUGAUUGAUCUCAAAAUGAUCAGUCGGAAAAGACAAGUGUUGUACAUAAUGGUUGUCGUCUCUGCUGUGUCGUUUUUCUACAACAGCAACCACGUGUUCAGUGAGUAUGAUCAUGUCCUUGGAAAAUACCAUUCCCCGCACAGCGUGGCCCCGUACUCCCUUGUGCAGUCCCUCCAACUGACGCUGCAACUGCCCCGAAACACAACGUCCAGGAAGGUCAUCGUACAGAGCUACAUAAAGAAUCUACAAUCCCAGCUUGUCGGUAGGGUUCAGCAGCAGUAUCAGGCUGGCGACAAGGAGGUAUAUCUGAAGAGGCGCAGCCACGUGAAGAACGCCUGCAAGAAGCUAAACCGUACUCGUAAUAUAACCCCCAAGGAGCUUCGCCUGCAGACCAGCGUCGUUCGAACCCCCAACCUGCUUUACUGUGCAAUACCAAAGUGCGGGACUACUUUUUGGCGGAGAGUUGUGGUAGCACUCACGCGGAAGGAUCCAUCUAUAAGAAGCCCAUUCCUGCUUUCCUAUUCAGACUUCAAUGUUAACAAGGCUGCUUUCAACAGAACCCUUCUGAAACCCAAGAAUUUCCACGCACUGCAGCACUUAUUAAAUAAUUCUUUGAAAUUCGUCUUCACACGGGAUCCAUAUCACAGGUUGUUUUCAUCAUACGUGGACAAAAUCUACGCUCCAAAUAAUCAGUUCUGGGAGGUUAUUGCCAAGAAGGCCGCGUUGUUGGUCCGGAAGGACAUCCGCGAUCCUAAUGCCACAUGUGGUCAGGAUCUUACGUUUAGAGAAAUGGUUCGUUACCUGAACACAUUGUCACCUCAAAAGUAUGACGAACAUUUCUUGCCGGGUUCUCUGAAAUGUGACGUGUGCAGCGUAGAGUAUGAUGUCAUUGGCAAAAUGGAGACAUUUAUCAAGGAUAUGACUUACAUAUUAAAUAAGUCUGAUUCAGUGGGACGUUACUUACAAUUUAACGACGUGUCCGCUGAGUAUAAGGUAGACUACAUCGUCGAUGCCGUCACAAGAGCGUUUUUGUUUAAAAAUAAUGACAAUAAACGUUGGAAAAGUUGGACCAAGUGCAUCAGUACUCAUGCAGCCAAUCAGAGGAUAUGGCGCCAAUUACAAAUAGGUGGGUACAUUGACAAGACGGACCCUUAUCCCUUAAGCUCUCGGGAAAGUGACGUCAUAUCAAUGACUGAAUACAUCAACAUGGCGCUGAAGGCAUUUAAGCGGUCCUCCAAGAAAGCCAAAGCUCAAAAGACCGAAGCGUAUUUACAGGCAUAUAGUGAACUAUCUCGUGAUGAUUUAGAAACUCUGAGAGAGAAAUACUUGGACGAUUUUUAUUUGUAUGACUAUAAUGAUAGACCUAAAGAUCUAUUUGAGCAGGUCCGUAAAGAGAAAUUAUGGGAUUUCAAUUACUAUGAUCUGUUGAAUGUGAAAUAGAGGUAUUUUCCUCACUCAUAAACAAGGUCCAUAAGCUUGGUUGUAAUGUUUGUAAUGUUUGUAAGGUUUGUAAAUAAAUUAUCAUUGGUA
This is a messenger RNA of Haliotis rubra (blacklip abalone), 1594 nucleotides long. Its product is annotated as carbohydrate sulfotransferase 9-like. The coding region runs from base 80 to 1504 and encodes 474 amino acids. Gene Ontology annotation, cellular component: membrane. Gene Ontology annotation, molecular function: sulfotransferase activity. The transcript is spliced from 3 exons. NCBI's taxonomy places the organism in Eukaryota, Metazoa, Mollusca, Gastropoda, Lepetellida, Haliotidae. Gene Ontology annotation, biological process: carbohydrate biosynthetic process. The record is from RefSeq and is a predicted model, not a curated record.